AUGACGAUCAUCUCUUUGAUGAUCUUCCUUUCCUGCAUUACCGGCGGAACCCUUCUCGUUCUAUGGGUUCUCGACCUCGAAUCCUCCCGCCCAUGGUUCCCCGUCCUUGCGCUGCUUCUGAUCGGCUUCCCCUGGAUUUUCUGGCUCCUCACCUGCUGCUACACCUUCUUCAAAGCCCGCAUCCGAGCUCGCUACCGCUGCAGCCGCGCCGCCACCCUGCAGCGCUCCCACUCCCAAGCCACCUCCAAGAGCCCCACCUCCCCCGUCGACUCGCCGGUCGCUUCUACCGAAGGCAAACGCCGCGUGCAUUUCGGGGCGGUGGUUGUCAUGGACAAUGGCGACGCGCUGGACCAGAACGGACAUCAAGGCGGCGACCGGGAGUCUUCGGUUGCCUCCUCCCAGGAGUCCGAGCAGCCGUUAAACUUGUCGGGUUUAUCUUGA
Messenger RNA from Diospyros lotus (date-plum), 441 nucleotides. RefSeq lists its product as uncharacterized. The record is from RefSeq and is a predicted model, not a curated record. The transcript has a single exon. Lineage: Eukaryota; Viridiplantae; Streptophyta; Magnoliopsida; Ericales; Ebenaceae. Bases 1 to 441 code for a protein of 146 amino acids.